GAUGCCCAGUGCCACAUUCAUCCCAUCGAGAGCUCAGGAAGGAGAUCCCAGUUUUCCCAAGAGCGGUGAAGGUCACACACAAAUGUACCUGGAAUGUGGCACUCUUCCGGCCUGGAAGCACUGGGACCUGGGGCAUUCCUGCUAAUCCUGGCAUUAAAAGGGUGAAUCAGAAGGAGGAAUGAACGGUGGGGCGUCAAGAACGUGUUUCCUGGUGUGAAGUGGCCUUGGUGUGGUGGAAAUCCACGUCCAAAGAGGAGUGUCCAUGGGGAAUGUGCCUCCUGAGGACUCAUCCCAUCGCAACACCACCCCUCAGUGCUGGCAGAGCAUCCCAAAUAGCCCCAGAUAGGGGCUUCAGGCUCUCCUAGGAGGGGGAUAUGAGGGGAAGGAAGGAUGCUCCAGGCCAUGGGUAGGAUGGAGCAGGGUGAUUGGUCCAUGCUGAGGACCACCCUGGUGUUUCUGUCCCCAAAAGCCCUGUACACGGCCCCUGACUCCUGCUAUGGGCGCUGUGAGGAGCCCUACAACAAGGAGGACGAGUGCCACUGCAGCCCCGAGUGCGAGAGGGACCACAACUGCUGUGGGGAUUACUACAGGCACUGCCAACCCGGUGGAGAAUGGGCCGAGGAGGCAGCUCACCCCCGUGAGGGUUUCUCCAGGAGCCAGGAUUCCAUCACGGACCAGGACCUCCUGCGCAUCUCAGAGCAGCUCUAUGGGGCCGACCACAACAAAGCCCAACCGAGCGACAUCGCCAUCAACCCCCAGCACCGAGCAUCCCCCGAGGAGACCGGGGACCAGGAGGACCGGUCCCCGCAGCCGCUCUAUAGGUACGUCAAUGAGAAGCUCUUCUCCAAGCCCACCUAUUCCAGCUUCAUUAAACUGCUGGAUAAUUACCGGAGGGCCACCGGGAAGGAGGAGGAGGUGACGCAGGAGGAGCUGCGGGAGCAGGAGAACUUCCUUAGGGAAGUGAUGAAGACGGAGCUCAUGAAGAAACUCUUCACCUUCCUCCAUAGCAAAAACCGCUACGGCUCGGAGCAGGAAUUCCUUGCGGAUCUGCAGGAGAUGUGGUUCGGGCUCUACUCCCGCGGGGAUGGGGAGCAGGAUUCCAGUGGCUUCGAGCACAUCUUCUCAGGGGAGGUGAAGAAGGGGAAAGUGUCCGGAUUCCACAACUGGAUUCGCUUCUACCUCCUGGAAAAGCAGGGGAUGGUCAACUACUUCAGCCACAACUUCGACGGGCCCUGGGACACGUACCCGGAUGUGCUGGGGCUCCAGUUCAGCUGGGACGGCUUCUACAAGGAGGUGGGCUCUGCCUUCAUCGGCUGCAGCCCCGAGUUCGAGCUCGGCCUCUACACGUUGUGCUUCAUCGCGAGGCCCGGGAGGGAAUGUCACCUGAGCCUGGGUGGCCACAGCCUCAGCAUCCAGACCUACCCCUGGACCAAGUCCACCUAUGGCAAUGGCAGGAGGUACAUCGCCACCGCGUACGUGGUCUCCCCCUGAGUCUAUGGGGAGGGGACGGCUGCAGCCCCACUGCGGGGCCAGGGGCUGCCCCACACCAGUGCCCAUGGCACUGGGCAGCACUGGGAGAGGGGCAGGAGCGGUGCUGGUGCUGCUGGGCCGGGCGGUGUUGGCCGAGCAGGAGGAUGGAGACAAGCCCUGCUCCCAUUGCGUGCCGCAUCCCUUGGUCGCAGCAGAGGAGCAGGAGGGAUUUGGGAUGCAAAGUGGGAGCCAGGAGUGAA
Messenger RNA from Neopsephotus bourkii (Bourke's parrot), 1730 nucleotides. RefSeq names its product endonuclease, poly(U) specific (gene ENDOU). The transcript has 8 exons. The record is from RefSeq and is a predicted model, not a curated record. Lineage: Eukaryota; Metazoa; Chordata; Aves; Psittaciformes; Psittacidae. Bases 391 to 1491 code for a protein of 366 amino acids. Gene Ontology annotation, molecular function: RNA endonuclease activity.